Molecule: messenger RNA, 459 nt
Organism: Penicillium lagena
Lineage: Eukaryota; Fungi; Ascomycota; Eurotiomycetes; Eurotiales; Aspergillaceae
Exons: 2
Coding region: 1-459 (152 amino acids)
Source: RefSeq, a predicted model, not a curated record
AUGGAUGCCGAGAGAUGCUUGCUUUGUCCCUCUCAAAUCUUUCUGCUCCGCGAAGAAGCAGGCCGUGACGGUGAAUUCACCGCCGCUCCCCUUCGCAGCCCUGUUUCGCAGCUGUGUUCUGUUCUGGCAUCGGAGGUGCCACGGGUCGAAGUCCACAUCGAUGGACGUGUCAAAGCUUCAUGCUAUGCCUUCGAAAAUCGAUUAUGUGCCGUUUCCAUGUUCGACCGGCUCGGUUUCGUUGUUUGUGCGGUGGAGAAUGCUAAAGAGCGUCUCGAGGACAUGGGCGAUCGAGCGACCUUGCGAUUCCCAUCCAUCUCUUUCAGCGUCUUCUGUCGACAGGUUGAUGGGCUCCCCGAUUCCUGGGAAAUAAUCCUUCGUGAUACGACCCUCCUUGCCGCCAAAGUGCUCAAUUCAUCGUCAGAGGAAAGCUGUCAGCGCCACGGAGUCAAAACGAGUUAA